Messenger RNA from Penaeus vannamei (Pacific white shrimp), 357 nucleotides. Lineage: Eukaryota; Metazoa; Arthropoda; Malacostraca; Decapoda; Penaeidae. The record is from RefSeq and is a predicted model, not a curated record.
AUGGAAGGCAUGGAUGAGAUUGCACCAGGCCUUGGCUUACAGGAGUUCUGUAGCCAACAGGGAGACAGUACUAUAUAUUACCACCUUUUAAACCUAUCAGGCAGCGUGUAUGUCUGGGUAGGCACUGAGCAGGGCAACUUGGAGGGCAUGGUGGCAGCUCUAGGGUCCCGCCUGGGUCCUUCAGCUGUUACCACUCUCCUUGGCUCUUCCGAUGCCCAGAGUCUCCAAGCUUCCCAUCUUGCAGAGAGGUUACAAAGGCGCACACAAAGGCACAUCCUACUGAGUCUCAACCUGCCCAGUGACGAAUUAAUACCUCAUGUGGAGCAGCGCCUGCUGGAGGAGCUCUGUGUCGUAUAA